Aspergillus steynii IBT 23096 is the source of this 876-nucleotide messenger RNA. RefSeq lists its product as uncharacterized. The transcript has 5 exons. NCBI's taxonomy places the organism in Eukaryota, Fungi, Ascomycota, Eurotiomycetes, Eurotiales, Aspergillaceae. The annotation marks the transcript as partial. The record is from RefSeq and is a predicted model, not a curated record.
AUGGCAGCACUGGAAGCUGACAUCGACUUCAGUGAAACUCGAGAGGCUGAGAUUCACAUAAUCGGCUGGGUGUUUACUGGCAUUGCGAUCGCGACGGUUUCGCUCAAAGUUGUAUCCCGCAUGGGAGUGAAAACGGCUGGCUGGGAUGACUUUUUUAUCUUUUUCUCGCUAACUCUCAGUAUCAUUGCAACGGCGUUGGUUUCGUAUUCGGUCACUCUUGGUCUGGGUCGACAUACUGCAGCCGUGAUCGCCGAACAUGGCGUGGAAAGAACGGUGAUGACCGCUAAAUGGCAGAUCAUGGGAUUCCGCGCAUUCAGUUUCCCCAAUAUCUCCAUCUCCAUUCUCGUCAGCCAGCUUCUCGAUCCGAACAUUCUCCGCACACGGCUCCUUUACGGCAUGUCAAUCUUACAAGUCAUAUUUGCCAUGAUCUCCGUCUUUGUCGUCUUCCUACAAUGCUCACCAACUCAGAAGCUAUGGAACCAUUCGGUUGAGGGCAGGUGCUGGGAUCCGUCGGUCUUCGACGACUUCUCGUACUGGGUCAGCGCGUACACUACCCUGACGGAUAUCGUGCUUGCUGUCGUCCCUAUCGGCGCGUUCUGGAAACUGCAGAUGCCGUUCUCCAAGAAACUAACCGUUUGCGUCAUGAUGGGGCUGACGCUACUUUCUGCCAUCGUGACGAUUGUCAAGGCGACCUAUUUGCAUCUGUUUACGGAUAAGGUGGAUCCGCUCUGGAACGUCGUCCCGUUGGUCCUCUGGGGGCUCAUCGAACAAAACGUUGUCAUCGUCGCAGCCUGUGUUCCAACCCUGCGCCCCUUCUUUCGGCGAGUCUUUAGGUCCAAGGACCUCUCUGCCAGUGGUACCAGCACCGGUACAUCC